Molecule: messenger RNA, 2181 nt
Organism: Xenopus laevis (African clawed frog)
Lineage: Eukaryota; Metazoa; Chordata; Amphibia; Anura; Pipidae
Gene: ceacam19lz.L
Product: carcinoembryonic antigen-related cell adhesion molecule 19 like gene Z L homeolog
Exons: 4
Coding region: 41-658 (205 amino acids)
Source: RefSeq, a predicted model, not a curated record
UAAAAAGGUACCCGCCCGAGCCCAGUUCCCAUGGAUUUAAAUGCACAUUUUUGGAUUGCCCUCCUUUUCCAUUGAUUUAUGCCUUAUGGUUGAUAACUCAAGCGUUGGUGGAAGAACACCCCUUGUAAAUUGUAAUCCCUGCAGCCACAUACUAAGAGGGGAAUUUACAAGAACAGUUCUCCUCUCCCUUUUCAUGGUUACAGCCAGCAGCCUUACCAUUGACUUGGUCCCACAGUGUGCCUUGAUCGGCAAGAACGUCACUUUCAGUGUCAGAGGAAUAAACGGGAAAUUAAACAGCUUUUCCUGGUAUCUAGGAAAUAAUCCAAGUGCUUCAGACCAGAUAAUUAACUAUGUUGUAGGUCUUACACCUCCCACCACUCUUGGACCUAAAAACUUUUCUGAUGCCAUUGGGCUUCCAAACGGCUCCUUACUGAUUACCAACCUCAAGGACCAAUACAGUAAUAAUUACACAGUCCAGGUACAGUCAGAUACAGCGAACCAAGCUUCCAUAAAUCUGUCUGUGAAACCAAAAUGUGAAUCUGGCCUUUCUCCUGGUGAAAUUGCCGGCAUUGUUAUUGGAGCUGUUUCUGGGGUCGGACUAAUCGCUGGCCUGAUUUACUUUGUAUGCAAAUAUUUGAACAACAGAGAAAACGUUUAAUAAGAAGAUGAGUCUUAGAAGAGCCAAAAUUGCACCUUUCAAUGAACACCAGUGUUAACCCAUAUUAUUAAUGGAUCCAAAGUUUUGUCAGUUAAUUCGAGGUUUAAAAAAAACUUGUAAUUGAUGAGAGCCGCUGGGGAGAGAAAAGAUCUCACUGUGGAUAACAAUCAGUAGUGGUCAGUAGUGGCGUGAAUGGCUUUCACAGAAACAGAUGCUACAACAACCUAUAGAAUAUAAAGGCAAGUCUUGUGAGAUAAGCAGCCAAUUCAUUCAAGACCUGCAUGAACUAGGCGAGCUACCUCUAUAUCCAAAGGCAGCCUAUAGAAUUAUUAUUAUUUAUUGUUUGCAGUCAACAAGAACAUGUCUAUGAUAUGACUUCCUAGAACAGAGAGUCAUUGUAACCAAAAAUAAUUUCCAGGGGCACUUGGGUUUGUUUUGUGUUUGAAAACAGGAUGAUAUUCUAAGCAGGAUGAUGUGCCAUGCCUUCCACUUAUGACAAGUGCAAUUGUCAUGUUUAUUUCAAGGCAGUUUGGGUUUUAGUCCCCUUCCCCUUUUUACUUAAAUGAAAUUGGCCAAUUUAAAAACCAUGGAUAUUUUUGAGGACUACAGUUAAUAGGAAAAGAGUUAAAACUAAGGGUUGUCCAUUGAACUUUGGGAAAAUUCCUACUUCCUCUUCCUACAUUCCACCCUAAUAUUAAUAUCCUUGUACUAACAUUUGGGUAGGCGAAUAAAAUCUGUUUUGGACCAGAGAUUUUAAAAAAUAGUCCAGUUCAUUAUGCCAUAUAACCAGUCCAGUUGAAAUGGAUUCAAAUCAGUAUGAGUUCAGAUAAGUCAAUCUUUUUCUGAUUGACAAACUGGGAAAUUAGUGCAUUUGUUGACUGAUAUCUAUUAAAUGCAUUAGACCACAUUGUCCUUUGCUUUGCAUGGGACUCAACUUCUAAGACCACUUGUUUUUUUGGGGGCAUGGAAUAUCAAAUUCCUCUAGCUGAUAAAUAUUGAUUUUUAUUGACCUUUGUUGAAUUCCAACUCAGACUGGAUGGUUAGUAGACCUCCAGGAUAUUUAAUCUCUGACCAUGUCUUCUUUCAAAAAUUCUUAUUUCUGUAAAAAAUGUUAUUUAUGAUAUAGUAAAGACCAGUAAUGAUGGUGCUAUUUAUUGUGCCUAUUAUGCUCCUGUUAACUAUAAAUACAAAUGCAUGGAUGAAUAGGCCUCCUGCCUAUAUAAUUUACUAAGCAUUUACAUCUUGCCUUUAACCCAACUUAUAAUUAUGGUAUGUUGUGCCUUCGGAGCCUUCUGUCAUGACAAUGUAAAUAUCAGACUUUAUAUGUAACCUUAAAGCUGCUGAAACAUAGGAUUUGCACUUAAAUUGACAGUUGUGACAACGAGAUUGUGUGGAAGAAGGGUGGCUUUCAUCUCAAAGCUUUAUUUUUAUUAUAACCAUGUUUGAAUGUUUGUUUUAUAAAGCAGGUUUAUAUUGUUGCAUGAAGAGUUAAUUCUCCAGAACAAAGCCUUUUUAUCAGAAAA